UCUCAUACAUACUUCCCGUCAAACAUUGGGUGUUCGGACAGUUCACCAGCAAUUAAGCAGCAGACCAACACAUUUUGGAAAACAAAACCUUGGAUAGGAUAAGCAUUUGCCAUCCUGUCCUUUUCUCAUCACCAUCACCUUUAACGCAUUUCCGUCGGAGUAACAUCCUCUUGGCUAGUGUAAUCCAAUCACUCUUCGCCACACCUUUCCUUUCUGUCAAUACCAUCUUCUUCUUCACAGUACCAUCAUCAUUAUGGCCAAUCACUCCGUCGACACUCUCGUCAUUGGUGCCGGUCCAACCGGUUUGGGCGCUGCUAAACGUCUCAAUCAAUUAAACCAAGGCCCUUGGGCUCUCGUUGAAGCUUCCCCAGAAGCAGGUGGUUUGGCAAGCACAGAUGUUACCCAAGAAGGUUUCUUGUUCGAUGUUGGUGGACACGUAAUCUUCUCCCAUUAUGCUUACUUUGACGAUGUCAUUCAUGAAGCUUUGCCAGCCAAAGAUGAUUGGUAUGAGCAUCAACGUAUCUCUUUCAUCCGUACACAUGGCGUUUGGGUCCCUUACCCUUUGCAAAAUAACAUUUCAGUCUUGCCAGUUAAGGAACAAGUUGAAUGCAUCAACGGAAUGAUUGACGCUCAAGAAUUACGUAUUCGUGCAAAAGAGGCACCAAAAGAUUUCGAUGAAUGGAUCAUGCGUAUGAUGGGUGAAGGAUUGGCAAACGUUUUCAUGCGUCCUUACAACUUCAAGGUUUGGGCUUAUCCUACCACAGAGAUGCAAUGCAAAUGGUUGGGUGAACGUGUUGCUGCACCUUCUCUCAAAAUGGCAGUCGCAAACACCCUAAACAAAAAGGUGGCCGGAAACUGGGGUCCAAAUGCAACUUUCAAAUUCCCUGCUCGUGAUGGUACCGGUGGUAUUUGGAAAGCAGUUGCAAAGACAUUGCCAAAAGACAAGACACACUACAGCACAACUGUCACAAAGAUUGAUGGAAAAGGACACAAAGCUCAUUUGAAAGACGGAUCAACAAUCUCAUACAAGAAGUUGGUCAGCACAAUGGGUGUUGAUUUCUUGAUCAAACAAUUGGACGCUGAUGCAGAAGAUUUGAGCUUGCUCAAAAAGGCCACCGAAGGAUUGAAGCAAUCAACCACUCACGUUAUCGGUAUCGGUUUGCGUGGUGAAUUGCCUUCCCGUAUCGGAGACAAGUGUUGGUUGUACUUCCCAGAAGAUGACAGUCCAUUCUACCGGGCUACAAUCUUCUCUAACUACUCGCCUUACAACUGCCCACCUAAAGAUGCCAAGUUGUCCACUUUGCAAUACGCUGACCCAUCCAAGGGCAAGCCAGACAGUACCGCAAAAGGAGGUCCUUACUGGUCUUUGAUGAUGGAAGUUUCCGAAUCCCCAGUCAAGCCUGUUGAUUUGCAAAAGAUUGUUGCACAAACGAUCCAAGGAUGCAUCAACGUUGAAUUGUGCAAGCCAGAAGACGAAAUCGUUUCAAUUUACCAUCGUGCUUUCAACCCUGGUUAUCCAACCCCAAGUUUGGGACGUGAUGCUGCUUUGGCUGCUAUUCUUCCCGUUUUGGAGAACAAAUAUGAUAUCUUGAGUCGUGGAAGAUUCGGAAGUUGGAAAUACGAAGUCGGAAACCAAGAUCAUUCGUUCAUGUUGGGUGUUGAGGCUGUCGAUAAGGCUCUCUUUGGAUCGCCUGAAGUUACUCUUGAAACUCCAGACUUUGUCAACGGUCGUCGUAACACCGAAAGACGCCUUACAAAAGCUUAAAAUCCAAAGAGCAACACACAUACAUACCUUUUCUCCUCCUCUCAUACCUAGAAGGUAGCCCAAAUCUUCUAGAGAAGAAGUCUCCUCCUCUACCUUGUAUCACUUUUAGAGUUCUGCAACAACGGCUUUGACCCCCUAUAAAGCGGGGGUCUCGCAUCAGAAUUUAUUCAUUUGGGCUCAAC
This is a messenger RNA of Meira miltonrushii, 1947 nucleotides long. RefSeq names its product putative UDP-galactopyranose mutase. NCBI's taxonomy places the organism in Eukaryota, Fungi, Basidiomycota, Exobasidiomycetes, Exobasidiales, Brachybasidiaceae. Gene Ontology annotation, molecular function: oxidoreductase activity. The transcript has a single exon. Bases 254 to 1765 code for a protein of 503 amino acids. The record is from RefSeq and is a predicted model, not a curated record.